GUCUCUAUCAGUAAGACAGCGCCCCAGUUGGAGAGCGGGGACCGUCUGUAGUGCGCGCUGCUGCUCCGUCUCUGUUUGUAUACAGUGCGCUCUCUGAUCGGGACCUGCUCGCAUACCCUCUCUAUCGCAUCGUGCGGCACUGCAGUUUAACGCGGAGAGUCUAGUGCGCUAGCGCUACUGUAAUCACUUCCCAAAGGCACACAGCCUUGCGUGUAGCCCCCGUCUCUCAAGAAGGACUUACAGAAAUCAAUUUAGGGAAUACUUACUCACUUUCUGAAAGAAACCGUGGCUAACAGGAACUGAAGGACUUUUGGUCACCGUGGACAAGCAGACAAAAAAAAUAAAAUAAAAGAAAUCCCAAAUAACCAAGGGAUGGGACCGUUUUUUGUGAUCGUAUUGUGCAUAAGCGCCGCUGUCCCGCAGCUAGCAAAAGGGGAAGUGUGUGAGCCAAACCCAUGUGAGAACGGGGGUGCCUGCUUUACGGGGUUGGCUGACGAGCCGUUUUCAUGUGAGUGUCCCGCUGGCUUCACAGGUCCCAAGUGUUCUAGUGUUGUGGAGGUUGCUGCGGAUGGCGAGGAGCCUACUUCUGCAGGACCUUGCCACCCAAACCCGUGUCACAAUGGAGGAUUGUGUGAAAUAAGCGAGACUUACCGAGGUGACACCUUCAUUGGUUAUGUCUGCAAAUGUCCAGCUGGCUUCAAUGGAAUCCACUGCCAACACAAUGUUAAUGAAUGUGAAAACGAUCCCUGUAAAAAUGGAGGGAUUUGCACAGACAUGGUUGCCAACUACUCCUGUGAAUGCCCUGGAGAAUUCAUGGGAAGGAACUGUCAGUAUAAAUGCUCUGGUCCUCUUGGAAUGGAGGGCGGUAUCAUUUCCAACCAACAGAUCACUGCGUCCUCAACUCACCGAGCCCUGUUCGGUCUGCAGAAGUGGUACCCCUACUUCGCCAGGCUCAACAAGAAAGGACUGGUGAACGCUUGGACAGCUGCAGAGAACGACAAAUGGCCGUGGAUUCAGAUAAAUCUGCAGAGAAGAAUGAGAGUUACAGGACUGAUAACACAAGGAGCCAAAAGAAUUGGAAGCCCUGAGUAUGUGAAGUCAUACAAAGUAGCCUACAGCGAUGAUGGGAAGACGUGGAGAACCUACAAAGUUAAGGGUACAGAUGAAGACAUGAUAUUCCGUGGAAAUGUAGACAACAACACUCCUUCUGCCAACUCCUUCACUCCUCCAAUUGAAGCCCAGUUUGUGAGAAUUUACCCACAGGUGUGCAGGAGACAUUGCACUCUCCGCAUGGAGCUGCUGGGCUGUGAACUAACAGGUUGCUCUGAGCCACUUGGGAUGAAGUCAGGUCACAUCCAGGAUUAUCAGAUUACGGCAUCCAGCAUCUUUCGGACUCUCAACAUGGACAUGUUUACCUGGGAACCAGGCAAGGCCAGGCUUGACAAACAAGGCAAAGUGAAUGCCUGGACAGCUGGGCACAGUGAUCAGUCACAGUGGUUACAGGUGGAUUUGCUUCUUCCCACAAAAAUCACUGGCAUUAUCACCCAAGGUGCCAAAGAUUUUGGCCAUGUACAGUUUGUGGGCUCCUAUAAGUUGGCAUUCAGUAAUGAUGGGCUUCGAUGGACCAUAUAUCAGGAUGAAAAGCAAAGAAAAGACAAGGUCUUCCAAGGAAACUUUGACAACGACACGCACAGAAAGAACGUGAUAGAGCCUCCCAUCUAUGCCAGGUUUGUCCGGAUCCUUCCUUGGUCAUGGUAUGGCCGCAUUACUUUGCGAGUUGAGUUGCUGGGAUGUACAGAAGAGGAUUGAAUACUCCUGCGUACUGGAAUAUUCAGCUGCCUAGAAUAUUGCUCCAGUAUCUCACCAUAAACUGUGUGAAAUCUGUAAAAAUCUCCAAUGGGUUUUUCAAGAAUAAGUGUUUGGUUGUGGUAGGCAGGAUUUUAUGUUUUGUAAAAUGGUCUAAGCCUGCCCUUGUCAAAUGUAUGUCCUUUUUUCUUUUUUUUACUUGAGAUAGAUAAGUUGUCAUUUUUAUAUGGUAUGUAUUGUUUUACAUUGGGAAAAUAAUAUUCACACUGUGGUUAAAAUGAGUUCUAAGGAGAGCUGCAGUGUCACUUUUUUAACAAAGAAAUUAGAUCAUUGCAUUCCAUGCAUACUGUACAUGAACUUCAAUUUCUUGAUUUAAAAUUCUUUUUCAAGUAUACAACCCAGUAAACAUAAAUGUCAAGUACACAGUUUCGUUUCUAAAUGAUAAAAUGCAUAAUACUACAUCAUCAUUUCAGAAUCUUUACCAUUCACAUGCUCCUUAUAGUGACUUUUCUGAGCAAACAAAAGUUUUAUGUAUUAAUGCCUAACAAAGAUUAUUUUGUUUUUGUGUUAUUUAUAAUAUGUUUAAACACAUACAGUACAGAUGCAUUGCACAAAAGCUCUUACUACUAAACUUUUUUUGUGUUUUGCAUUUAAAGUUAUAUGCCAACAAUUAUAAACCUAAUAUGCACAAUUCUGUCUAAUUAGCAGAAAUAUUCAAUACAUUUUUUCAUGUUACAUCCAACUAUGCUUGUGUGAUCAGGCCUGGAUGCAUUUGCCAAAACAUAAAUGUUUAUUAAAAAAGUAAUACUGCAGCAUUAACACACUGAGGUACGUCUUGGAUGAUCAGGAUCAAGGAGUCCUUUCACAGUUGCAAUUUUGUGUUGUCUUUAAUUUAUUUGAAACAUUGGUUGAGUACUGUGGUUGACUUCAUAUUCUAUUGAAAGUGUGUCACAUUGAUAAGUUUUUCUUUUUACUUCUAUUGUAUGUUAAGUCCUGCUUUUAGAUCUCUAUGAAACAAUUUGAACAGCUCAGGAUAGAUGUCACGCGUUUUUAUUGUGUUUCUUUUUUUUUACCCACAAUUUUAAGAUAUGCCUAAGAGUAAACUCCUUCUUAAAAAUGUUAAAAAACACAGCCUAUGUGUUUGUUAAAAGUGACAAUGAAAGGAUACACAUAGUUAAAAGGUACAUGAUAUUGAAUGGCAUACAGUACAUAAUUUUUACAUCGCUUCAUAAAUAUUUAUGAGGUAUAACCAUCACGUUUUAUUUUUCUCAAAGGUUUUUUUUUUAAAUAAAGUUUUCUUUGCUUAAAGUGUAAGACAGAUAUGCAUUAUGUCACCUUCAUUCAAUGUUACAGUUCCGAUUAUGUCAUAGAAUUCCUGGGAUAAAAUGAGAGUGCACUUGAAGGAAAUGAACUGAAAAAUACGCAGCAAAUGUUGUACUAUACAGAGCUACACAUUAUAAUCUCUUAGUUUUGCUACAUGAUAAAAAGCCAGUAGACUGUUACUGUGUCUGUAACCGUAUUAACGGCACUCCUGGUGAAUUUAUAUGUUAAGUGGUCUCUGAAUAAGUUUUGAAGUUGUUCUAAAAAGAAAAAGUCAACCUUAUGUAUUAAUUACUGUAUACCCAGUUAAAUGUAAUUCUAGAAUCAUCUAGAAAUGUGUAUGGGCUUUCUUACAUAUGGAUGAAAUUUACAGACAUAAACAGUAACCUGUGUCCUCUUAGUAUGCCAGUCCAUUUUGUUGGGGAAAAAAUGCAGUUAUCUCUACAGUAUGAGUUUGUUACUGUUACACAUGCUCUCUUAUAGAUUAAAACAUUAGAAUUUCACAUAUUUGUGAGUUUCAGAUUUAAGAGUGGAAACUAUAAUAAACUUCUCUGUUAUUUGUCCAGUAGUCCAGUAAAUAACUGUACAUUUGCAUAUUAUUUCUCUUACACAAGCAGGAAAGAGAAAUUGCUCCUAAUGUCUCUGGUAUUUGGAGACAUUAAAGUAGCUCUGAUAAAAAAUAUGGUUUAGCUGGACACAUUUUUCAGAGGUUUGUAAAUGUUCAGUUUUUUACAACAUUUAAGUGCACAUCUAAAAAGUCCACCAAUCAAUUUUGACAAUGCACUUUUUUAUACUGUGAAAUUAUGAAAUGUUCUAUACUUCUAAAUGUAGGCUAUGUGACCAUAGAUACAAUAUGUUGUAAGUAAUGUGUAAUGGAUGUAUGGACUAUAAAGUAGAAAAGGCAAGCUUAAAAGAGAGCAAGCAAAGAGGUUAAUGGCACAUAAUUACACAUACUGUAUGAUAAGAGAAAUGUAAGGAAUAAGUUCUAAAGUCUCUUGAUUUAUAAUGGCUCAUUAGAAUUCAUUCAGAUCUGUUACUUUCUUUUUAGAGUUCAGGUCUCUAUGAAGUAGCAGAUGAGCAUCAGAGGACCAAAUGUUCUCCUUCUAACUUUUUAAAAACUCUUCUUCCAUGCACAUAAAUAAGCUUUUCAUUUUCAAUGUCAAAACAAAACAAGACAGUUGAAGCAUUAGAUACUGAUUAUGAAUUAAUUUAUUUAUUAUGAAAAUAGAGAAUUUAUCGGAUUCAUCUCAGUUUUAUAAUCUAGAUGGGAAUUUUCAUGUAUCACCAUUUUCUCCUUUCUGUGUAUAGUAAUUGUAGUUUACAUUAAAAGGUAACACUGUUCAGACAACUUUCUACUAUUUUUUAACUAGUUCAGUUAGCCAUGAUGUUGAGCUUAUGAAAUGGCUGAUAAGCACAAUAAUUUAUAAUAAUAAUCACAACAAUUGAUUUCAUUUGUAUUGAAGAUUUAAUUCCACAGGAUCCCAAAGUUCUUUGUAUAUUGGAAAGAAUCAAUUUCAUCCACCACUGAAAUGCAACAUCCACCUUGGUGAUGCAUACUGUAGUAAUCAUUAUGUGCCAGCAGCCCCACUAUAUAUUAUAAAAGAUCUGACAGUGAAGUGAGAAAUUAUUUCACCAAUUGAUCUGCAGUCCAAAUUUAUAUAUGCCAGUUUGAGCAAACAGAGUAGAAUUUAGCCAAAACAUCAGUGUUAAUAGUUAUGAACCAUAUUAAAGGAUCUUUAAAAAUCAAGCAUACAGACCUUGAUUUAAAAUCUCAUCUGAAGGAUAGGUCUAUUAGCACAGUAUCUUCUAUGUACAGUAUCACCAUCCUGGAGCACUGAUUUUGGCUCAGAUCUAUACAGUACGUCCACCAACAGCACUUAAAACGUAUAGUUUUGCAUAUCGUCUUUAAAGCUUCACUGUCUAGAAAGCAGUAAUGACAUACCAAAUGUUGGUGCCCACCAAACCUUUAUUUUGUUCCACAUUGGAAAUGUGUUGGGCUACAUAAAGUACAGGUAAUGGACAAGAAAAAUGAAACAUCUGGAUAAAUGAGGGGCACCAAAAUACACUAAAAUCAAGAAUGAAUGUAUGUAUGUAUGAAUUCAGUAAAUAACACUCCAGAACAUUUCUGGUCUAAGAUGAUGCCUGCAUGGAACAUCCAGGGAAAGACAUCAUCACCAGACGAUAAUAUUGAACAGACAUGCACACCCCAGGAUCUUGAUAUCUGGGGUGUGAAGUACAAUGCAAAGCAGAUGAGCAACUAUACAUUAAUUGACUCAUCAAUUUACAACUUUUAACCUUGGGCACAAAGCAGCCAGUUUAAUCAGAAAUGGUCCACAAACCACAGUCAGAUAGUGAAUCCAGUAGUGCAAAAAUAACAGGCAAUGAACUGAGCAGUGGAGAAAAGUAAGGUCAGAUGAAUCAUCCUUCACCAUGUUCUCUUCAUACGGAACAAUGGAUGUUUGUCAUCAGUUUAAAGGAUUCUGCCGUCCUCAAUGCUUGAUUCCAACAGUGAAGGGUUCUGGUGGCUGUGGGGCACAUUUUCCUGGCAUGUUUCAGAUUCACUCAUUUCCUUACAAGGCAAAGCCUACGCCAAAUCAGUACUUAACGGUGCUGAGUGAUUAUCUCCACCCCAUGUUGUAGCAUUUCUUUCCUGUUGAGGAUUGAGGAUCACAACGUUCCUGUUCACAGCUAACACGUGGUCCCUCCAUGGUUUGAUAAGCCGUAUGCCAUUGGUCACCAGAUGGUCACCAGAUCUGUAACCAGUUGACCAUUUAUGGGAUAUUGUGGAACAGGGCCCGAGACUGCGGUUUUUUGUACCCGCAGCAACCAGGCAUGAGUUCAUUGACUUUCACAGUGAAGAAUGAUGAUCUACCACCUGCAAAAUUCGAGACACUGGAAGAUACCAUGCCAUGGUGGCCCAAGUUACUGUACAUUGGUGUUUCCUUUUCAACUUCAACUGCCUGUAAUUUUUUUAAUGUAUUUGUGUCAUUGGUUUGUUUCUAGAUACAUUUCACCUAAGCAUGUUGCUGCAAUAACAGUUUUUAGUGUUGGGAGAGGGACAACAAAAAACUGCAGGUGGGAUGUCCCUUUAAGAUUUAAUCAAAAAAAGUUUUAAUGAGAGUAAAGAAGUAAGUGUAGGUUCUUAAUAACAAAAUCUAACUGAAAUAUUUUACUUUUUAUUCCCUUGUCAGUUCUUUCCAUCUUUAAAACCUGACCAUACGAAUGUUUUUAAUUUGUAUUUUCAUAUGUUUCCUGUUUUCUUUCUUUUUUAGCAUCAGAAAAACAGUACCAUAUUGUCAAAAUGAAAUGUUUUUAAUCGCAUAUUGUGCAUGUUUUCCUCAACAUGUGAUUUUCAGUUAAAAACUGUUUGAAAUAGCUCAGUCCAAAUUAUGACAAGACAUAUGUCAACCAGAAGAAAAACAAGAAUUCUGGUAGUUGAUCAAGUUUUGGAAACUUUGAAACAUUGAAAAUUGUUAAGUCUUAUUUUUUACUAUUUCCUGUAUUUACAUUCAAGAACAAUCAAUUAUAAUUUGUUAUACAAAAUUAGAAGAAAAUACAAACAUUUCACACCAUUUAAGAAUGAAUAAAAAAUGAAUCCUUCUGAUCUUAAAUAAAAGUAUUUGCCAAUAGGAGACUGUCAUUACAGCAUAUUUAACUUAAUGUAUAUACUGUAAUAGUAAAAAAGAAGGGUAGAUUUUAUUUUUUUCACUUUGAAGAUGACAUCCACAUUUACUGUACAUAGGCAUUUCCUAGACUUGAUUUCUGGAGUAAUUGUUGAAAAUGUAAUGCAGUCUGAUGUUCACCAAGUGCAUCAGUGCAUUACUGUUUAAUUAAACCUGAUACAUUUGGUUGACUGAUAAAACACAAACUUUCCCGAUUUAUCAAAUGGUGCUGCUGCUGUAAGUAUUGUGGUUAUUUUUAAGUAGCAGGAACAUCUAACAAAUUACAAUCAAAAACGAAAUUAGGUUAGGCUGGGCAAAUGUCUCUUCUGUGCUCACGUACUGUAUAUACUCUAUUACUCUGGGAGUUCAUAAAUCUAUAUUACCUGUUUACGAUUUUCUUCCUCAAUUUUCACUCAGCUAAAGGUGCAGGUAUCUGUACUGGGGUGAUCUCUGCAGACUGGUGGGGGGGGUAUGUUUUACAGCCAAUCAAUGCAUAAUUAAUACCCUAAUACCCAUCAAGUCUUUAAUAUUAGACUCAAUUCUCUUUUUUAAUUACUACUGUAUAUAUCACAAUUUUCUUUAAAAGGAUAAAGCUGAGUAAUAUGUAACAUUAAAAAAGGUAUUAUUGUAGCAAAACAUACAACAUUAAAUUACUAUAAUUUUUCUCCUGGUGCCUAAAAUUGUAAAGAUUAUGUUGAACAUCUCCUCUACAGAACAUAUAGAUGGGAUGGAACUGAAACCUUAUUUUUAUAAUGAUUUGUUUGUUUUUUUCAUUUGUUUUUGUUUAAUUGGGGGGGGGGAGAUAAAAAGCCAUCUCUGUGGCAUAGCAGAAGGAAAGACUGCCAACAGAUUUGUAAACAUGUCAACACUGUCUGUGCAACUUGGGCAGAGUCCAGCAGAAGACAACAAACAGGAAGACUAGCUCAGCUGGAGCCCAGCCACUGGAGCUAUUAACUCCUCAGUGACUGUCAGUUGUGAUUUUUGUUUUGGGUUUUAUUUAAUUGAAUAAGUACUUAAAAUGGAGGAGCUGCCAUGCAUGAACUUGACAGGCCCACUCAAGCCCUAUGGUGAAACAUUUUAGCUGUUUGUGGAAAGAUUAAAAUACCUAUUGUAGUACUGUAUGACUACAAACACCAAAUCACUUUAUAUUUUAUUCUAUUCAUAGAACUGGAGGGAAAAUUAACUUAAUGCAAUGUAAUAUUUUUUCUGUGUGGCCCUGCUCUGGAUUGUUAUUCUGACCAAGCUGAGGGCAGUCAUGUUGUCCCAGCCCUGUCUUGCCCCUUGUGCUUCUGAGAUAGGUAUCUAGGUCACUGCCUUGAUCCUCACCAAGAAAUGAGGCUUCUUUAGGAUGGGUAGGUGAUAAAACAUACUGCAUUCACUGUCUUUUCUGAAGGAUUUUUUUUUGUUCUAGGGAGAGGAACAUACUUGUUUGUUUUCAGCUUUAAAUCUUUACAUUUAUCAUGGAAUUUUAAUAAUUUUUCCACUCCUAAUUCUGAAAUUAAAUGUAAGGAUAUGUAUGUUCUAAUUGUCCACAGGUACAGGUACAUGUGUUUUUUUCCUCUUUAUUAACCCUAGAUAUCUACCUUAUUAUUCUUGAAAGGGCUUCUGAUUUAAACUAUAUGAACUAAUCUAUGGUUGACUUUUUCUUGCAGAUCAUUGCAUAAAUUUCAUAGCAAUUUUGAAAACAAAUUGUGGAUUCAAUCUUGUAAUAUUGAACUGUUGUCAAUAUGAUGUGGUGCUGGCUUAUGAAUUGUCAGUGAUUGCAAAAAAAGUAAUAUUAAUGAAAACAUUUAAAAAUCUUAUUUAUAGAAGGCAGAAUGACCACUGCAGCCUUUGCAAUUGUGUGAUAAUGAAUUGUUUUUUUUGUAUAUAAUCCAGCCCUGCAGGUUAAUGCAAAAGUUAGUAUGAGCUUGUCUGGUCUUCAAACUUAAAAUAAUAAAAUCAUGGAAAUAUCCUCAA
Lepisosteus oculatus (spotted gar) is the source of this 8747-nucleotide messenger RNA. Its product is annotated as EGF-like repeat and discoidin I-like domain-containing protein 3. Gene Ontology annotation, molecular function: calcium ion binding; signaling receptor activity. NCBI's taxonomy places the organism in Eukaryota, Metazoa, Chordata, Actinopteri, Semionotiformes, Lepisosteidae. The record is from RefSeq and is a predicted model, not a curated record. Gene Ontology annotation, cellular component: plasma membrane.